This is a messenger RNA of Aspergillus clavatus NRRL 1, 918 nucleotides long. RefSeq names its product Yip1 domain protein. Bases 1 to 918 code for a protein of 305 amino acids. The record is from RefSeq and is a predicted model, not a curated record. Gene Ontology annotation, cellular component: membrane; trans-Golgi network. Gene Ontology annotation, biological process: endoplasmic reticulum to Golgi vesicle-mediated transport. The transcript has 4 exons. NCBI's taxonomy places the organism in Eukaryota, Fungi, Ascomycota, Eurotiomycetes, Eurotiales, Aspergillaceae.
AUGGCCAGCACCUCGCACAGCUCGCACAACUAUCCGCACAUGGAAUUGCGUGAUGAUGAAUCGAUUCUUGAUGACGAUGUGAUCGAGGCUGAUGAUGCCCUCGAUGCCGAAGAUCCCCUGUCCACUUCCGACACUGCUCCGCUCAGAGGCAACAUCCAGUCCGGUCCUUCAGGUUCAAGCCGAGGAGGAUUCGGAAGCAACCUAUCGAGCAACUACCUGACAUCUACGAUCCCCGGAGAGGACCGUCGCGCAACUCAGAACACCAUCGAUGAAACAGUGUGGGAGACGCUGUCGCGCGACCUGCGAGCGGUAUGGGAGAAGAUGCGCCAAGUGCUGUGGCCCAAAUACCUGAUGGGAGGGAUGCUGCAGCGCAGCGGAGGCGGCAUCGGGGCCGCGGAGCGAGGAGAGGCCACCGGGUUCGGCGGCGGAAUGAGGGGCAUUGUGGGACGCUGGCCGGACGCCGAUGUUGUUCUACAGGGGGGGAUGAGCGAGGGUCUGCGCGACUGGGAUCUCUGGGGUCCGCUCAUUUUCUGCUUGCUGCUGAGUAUGUUCUUGUCGAUGCGUGCAAAGGGCGAACAGGCAUCUCUUGUCUUUUCGGGUGUCUUCUCGAUAGUCUGGAUUGGGGAGGCUGUGGUAACAUUGCAGAUCAAACUGCUUGGCGGGAACAUUUCCUUCUUCCAGUCGGUUUGCAUCAUCGGCUACACUCUCUUUCCCUUGGUAAUCGCUGCGCUGCUGAGUGCAUUGGGCCUUCCGACGAUCGCUCGGAUACCCGUUUACCUGGUUCUCAUCGCAUGGUCCCUUGCCGCCGGUGUGAGCAUUCUAGGUGGUUCUGGCGUGAUCAAGAACCGGGUUGGUAUUGCCGUCUACCCUCUAUUUGUCUUUUACAUCGCGAUCGGGUGCCUUUGCUUCAUCAGCUAG